Molecule: messenger RNA, 2542 nt
Organism: Dromaius novaehollandiae (emu)
Lineage: Eukaryota; Metazoa; Chordata; Aves; Casuariiformes; Dromaiidae
Gene: RSPH3
Product: radial spoke head 3
Exons: 9
Coding region: 83-1303 (406 amino acids)
Cellular component (GO): cilium
Source: RefSeq, a predicted model, not a curated record
GGGCGCGAGCGGCCCCGCCCCUCGCAGACCGUUGCCGGGCGCAGACGCCGCCGGCGGCAGCCGAGUCCGCACCGGUCUCGCCAUGCUGCCCGCUCGCGGCCUCGAGACGGCCCCCUACAGCUACUGCAGCCAGCCCCGCGCCUUGCCCUCCCGGCCGAGGUACCGAGCGCCGCCUGACGCCGCCGAGCAAGAGAAGGAACCUGUUCGAUACGCAAAUCUCAUGUAUGACAGGAGAGUGGUGCGCGGCAACACUUACGCCCUUCACGUCAUACCUGUGAGUACCCAACCAGAUCCUCUUGAAAUUCAAAGGCAGAGAGAAGCACGGAGAAGAGCACUGUCCAGAAAACGAGCAAAAGAGCAGAUGCAGCCAAGAACACCUGAGCCUGUGGAAGGCAGAGAGCAUGUUCAUGUGCAGACAGAGCUAUAUUUGGAAGAGAUUAGUGACCGUAUAAUAGAAGUUGAUGUGGAGUGUCAGACAGAUGCAUUUCUGGACAGAGCACCCACUCCCCUCUUCAUACCAGCCAAAACUGGAAGAGAUGUGGAUACACAAAUAGAAGAAGGAGAGUUGUUUGACUUUGACAUUGAAGUCAAGCCAAUGCUGGAAGUAUUGAUUGAGAAGACUAUUGAGCAAGCUUUGCUGGAAGUCAUGGAGGAAGAAGAGCUGGCCAAUCUGUGGGCACAUCAGUGUGCAUAUGGAGAACUGCGUAAUGCAGAGCUGGCCGAGGUGCAGCGCCUGGAAGAGCAGGAGAGGCGAUACAGAGAGGAGAAGGAACGCCGCAUACGCCAGCAGAUGCAAGUGCUGCAGAAACAGAAAGAGACCACAGAGAAAAUUGCAGCUCGGGCAUUUGCUCAGCGUUACUUGACUGAUCUCAUUCCAUCAGUCUUCAACAAUCUUUGCGAAAGUGGGUAUUUCUAUGACCCUGUAGAGAGAGAUAUUGAGACAGAAUUCCUUCCAUGGCUGAUGACAGAAGUGGAAGAAGCAUUGGAGAAGAAGGUUCUGGGGAGGACAGUGCUUGACUCCUUGAUUCGUGCAGUGGUUGGAAGACGCUUAGGUGCCUUUAGUCGUAAACAACUGUCUGAUCAGACAGAGGCACAUGCUGAAGAGCCCAUGUCAACAGACACAGCCCCACAGCUGGCUGGUCUGACAGAAGAUGCAGGCCAACUAGCUAAACAGAAAGAAGUGACUGACCAACCUAUUGUUGAGGAACAAUUUUUGCCUCAUAUCUUUCUUCAGUUAGAGGAAUCAGAUCAAGCAGAAAUGGAGGAUUUUGAAACUGAGGAACAAGGAGGAGACAUACUAUAGCCUGGAGGACUGCCAUGGAUCACUUCUGAAAAGAUUCAAGCAAACAAAUGCUGACUUGAAUAUUUGUUUUUUAAAACGUUACAAGGGGGGAAGUGGUCACCUGAAAUAUUUUCAUAUUUGUUACUUCUGCUUUGUGUUUUGUUGCUAGAAAAUUUACUUUAAAUAGAUUGUGGCAUUAAAUAAUGCAAAGUAUAUAAAAUUAUAUUCUUAAAUUAUUGUGAAAAGAAUUAAUGAAUUGCAUGCACUGCAUUUCUACUUCAUUAGAAUUUAUGAAUACAACCAAAGCCUGUAAAUCAUAUUAUAAUGUAAUGGUUGUACUUUUGGGAAAAGAAAAUAUUGUUAGGGUUUUAAUAUAGUCUUUCUUUCCAGUCUGUGACCUGCAAUGAUCCAUCCUAAUCUUUCACAGAGUAAAAGUUUCUUUGAUGGAAACACUGUUACAAGACAACCCUGGGAAGCUCAGAAAGAAUGUCUGAACUAGGUAGAUUAGGAUAACUUCUAUUUCUCUUUUCUAAAAAGAAGCAUUCUUUAAUCAAGGGCAUCCUAGAACUGCUAAAGCCCUAAAAGAAACAUUAAAUCAAAAUGUUUUAUUUCUAAGUAUGUAAUGCCAAUCUGGCAAAAGAAUUGCAGGUCCAUGUAUCCUAAACUGAAGACCUUGGGACUUGAAUUGUAAAUUAUUGAACUGAAGCUGUCUAGAGGUAGUCACUUAGAUAAAACUUGCUUAGCAUGAGUAGCUAAAUUUGCUGAAGCCGUAGGCCGCACUCCUAGUUCAGUAGGAAAGGGCCCCAGAGCUGGUGCAGGCUGGAAAGAUAAGGGAGUUGCAAGCAGUCUGCAUUCCUGUGCUUCACACUCCGAAAGGGAGGAUGUCAAGGCUUUGAAAUAAGGCCUGCUUGGGCGCCAGGACCUUGGGAAACAAAGCCUCCUCUCACUGCUGAAACAAUGUUAAUUAAGGGGUCUGGACUGUCUCCCCCUCGUCAGGACCUUGGGAGAUAACACCUACUGUCCCUGCUGGGGCAGUGUUAAUUGCUGGAAUUACUAUCUCCCCUCGUCAGGACCUUGAGAGACAGGGGUGGGACCCGAGGAAUGAAGAAAUCACUAACCAAUCAGUGUAAAAGGGAAAAUUGCAAAUCUGGCAAUUUGUUUGUAUAAAUGCUACUUGAAAAACUGGAGGAGUGUGCUUGAUUUGUGGGAAACCACCGAGCACCCAGGCUUGCGCAAGUCUGAAAUAAAUAAGCAAAUGUC